CGUCGCGUCGUCUGAUACCUACGUAGUAUUUUCUAAUUAUAACUUCUUUCUUAAUGAUCCAAUCAUCGCAUUAAGUUCGCAAAGUAUUCGCGAUAGUGUUAUUAUAUCGAAAUAUUCAAUAAACAAAGUGGACCUACCUAUUUUCAUUUCGUGCUAACAAGCCGCUUUAUAACUCAAACGUUUAUGCGGACUUUUGAGUUAAUUCGUUUGAGUUUCGAAGUAGGAGUCUGCUCCGAGCCUGGGGGCUUAGGUUACAUCAAUCAUCGUCAUCACCUUUCAUCAUGUCAUUAAUCAUCAUCAAGAAAAAAAUACUUAAGCCAUGGCUGUAUGGGCAUAGUUCCCUUUUGCCUUGCCCUUCAGGCACUUGCUUCAUGCAAAACAAAAAAAAAUAACAGCCAGCCAAAGACCAAUACCAAAGACCAAUACGGUCUUUGCAGCCAGCUGACUGUCAAAUGUCAAAACAAAAACAAGCCGCACUGAGCGAGUGAGCCACUGAGCCAUAAUAAUAUGAAUUACGACGAAAGUGAAAAGUAAAUGUUGUGUUUCUUUAUUGUUAUAGCAUAUCAUUCCGGUUGAAGACGGUUAUUAUAUUGGAGACGGUCAAAUGUGUUCAGAUUCUGAUCUAGGUUUUGAGCGAUGUAAAGUUCAGACUGUGCCGGCGAGCGCGUACUACUUCUCGGAAUGGAUCUCGGCGGCGGAGGAGCGCGCGCUGCUGGAGGCGGUGUACGCGGCCCCGCAGCCCAAGUGGACGCAGUUGUCGGGGCGGCGCGUGCAGAACUGGGGCGGCACACCCACAGCGCGCGGCAUGGUGGGCGAGCAACUGCCGCGCUGGCUCACGGGGCUGCUGCCGCGGCUGCCGCGGCCCGCGCCGCGCGCGCCCAACCACGUGCUGGUGAACGAGUACCGCGCGGGGCAGGGCAUCCUGGCGCACGAGGACGGGCCGCUGUUCCAGCCGGCCGUGGCCACGCUGUCGCUGGGCGGCAGCUGCGUGCUGCGGCUGCUGGACCGCGCCCGCGCGCCCGUUGCCGCGCUGCUCCUGGAGCCACGCAGCCUGCUCGUGCUUGCCGACGACCUCUACACACAACACCUGCAUGGCAUCGACGAGCUCCACUGUGAUCUCAUCGAUGACACUAUUUGUAAUUUGGAUUUGUGUUCAGAUAUAUAUGUUAAAGGUUCUACGGUUCCGAGAGACACUAGAGUUUCAUUGACUAUAAGGCACGUUCCAAAAACGUCAACUUUUAAACUUAAUAUUGGCAAUAAAUUAUCAUAAAUGAGA
Messenger RNA from Pectinophora gossypiella (pink bollworm), 1276 nucleotides. Its product is annotated as alpha-ketoglutarate-dependent dioxygenase alkB homolog 6. The transcript is spliced from 2 exons. The record is from RefSeq and is a predicted model, not a curated record. NCBI's taxonomy places the organism in Eukaryota, Metazoa, Arthropoda, Insecta, Lepidoptera, Gelechiidae. Bases 605 to 1270 code for a protein of 221 amino acids.